Saccostrea echinata is the source of this 3708-nucleotide messenger RNA. RefSeq lists its product as uncharacterized. NCBI's taxonomy places the organism in Eukaryota, Metazoa, Mollusca, Bivalvia, Ostreida, Ostreidae. Bases 16 to 3486 code for a protein of 1156 amino acids. The record is from RefSeq and is a predicted model, not a curated record. The transcript has 9 exons.
CGUUAUUGAAAAGUAAUGUCGUUCGAUCAUCAAAGUAAAUCCACUGAAAAGAAUAUCAUCUUAGCACGACAUUCAAAGGAAACAGUGACGGGGAAGAAGAGAGAAAUCAGCAUCAAGAAACAAAGUCGGUCAGACUCAUCAGAUCCGGAAGAUAUUAGAAUAAACGGACCUCUCCUGGAAAACAUAGAACAUCACUCAACCGGAACUGGACUUAUAACAGAACAGAGUAAAUCAGGGAGGUUACAAUCACCCAGAGGAGAGGCAGCUCAAUAUAACAGAGAGAGAGGAAACUCAAACGCUUCAUCUAGUGGCCUAAAACUUAACGAAGAUGAAUCGGAGAAAACUCUAGAUAGUACAGUGGACGGUGACACACAGGAACCAAAGCGCCUUGUCGAUACUGCAAAAGGUCAGGGUCAUUCCCACAAGAAGGCAAACAAAAAUGCUGUGAAAAUUAUAAAAGAUUUAAACUCACAGGGGACUUCAAAUGGCGCUAAAGAUAAACCUGUAAUGAAAUGUCAAGGUCAGGACAUAAAAGACGACAAGAAAGAUAAGCCAGUUUCAAAGAAGGGUGUGAUCAGCACCAAGGAAAAUAAUCAAAGAUCGAGAAUACCUGUAUCCGAAAACUCAAAAACUUUUACGGUUAAUCAUAUUAAUGGAGAAAAUAUCAGAUUAAAUGCUCAACGAAAUUUUUCACUUCUUUCCGAAAAACUGUCAUCUUGCGAUACCAAAAGCUCGAAAACAUCUUUAGAGAAUUUAGAGAUAAAGGGAAAUAAAUUAUACGAUGAGUUUAUGGACAUUAAAUUUUCUUCGUCACAUAGUUUACAACGGAAAUCGCCCAAUAAGUCAGUAGCGAAACAAAACUCUAAAGGAUUAGUAUAUGCAGCGAUGCCUGGUCGAGUACUGGCUUCAUCCGCGGCCAGGAAACUGGAACAGAGGAGGGGACCUCAUACAGGUACCGAGACUAAAGAAAUUGAGUAUCCCCGCAGUGUGGGGCAGGAUAACCAAAAUAACAUGACAGUCGGUAGUCAUCAAAGUAAUGCAUCGCGUAACAGAGGGACUGCAAAUGAAGAUGGAAUCUCCUUAGAAAAUUACGUCAGAAAAUCAUCUCAUGACAGCUCAAUAUCAGUGGAAUGCAUGAGAAAAACCCAGGUCAGAAAGUCAUCUCAUGACAGCUCAAUGUCUAUGGAAAACAGGAGAACAUCUCACAAGGCCACAAGACACGGAAAUAUUGCAAAGAAGAAUGCAAAAAGACAGCAUAGAAGAAUCAGUCAAAAAGGGUUUUCAAGUGAAUCAAAUACAAAGUCCGACGAGGAAACUCAGGGUUCGCAGCUAUCAUUUUCUGAAGAUGACGACGUGAUGGAGGAUUAUCCUGCUCCAAAACCACCAUCUUUUCUACGUCCCACGACAUUCAGUGAUGAAGGCUUCGACACAGUCAGUGAUCACGUCCUUAAAGCCUCAUCAGAAGAAACCGGAAGUUUUAGUUCACUGCUACAAUACCUAUGUGGAAAUGUGGAGUCUGAAAUAGAGCGCAUUCGCGCCAUUUACUGCUGGAUAGUCAGCCGACGACUUCCUAUCAUCGAUGACGUCACAGAUGUUCCAUCAUCUGAAACUCCCAUUGGAUACCUCUGUCUCAUUACGCAGAGAAGAGGAUCCUAUGCUGCAUUGUUCUGUAAGAUGUGCAGGUAUAUCAACAUACCAUGCGUUGUGAUUCAUGGCGUCAGCAAGGGUGUAGCGUAUGAAGUUGGAGAGACUAUGAACAACACAAAACACAGAAAUUCGUGGAACGCCGUCUAUGUGCAGGAAAACUGGCGCCUUGUUCAUUGUCACUGGGCGUCAAAAUCAUCGAGGGGAUACAAGUCUGGCAAAUGGGUUAUAUUAGAUUGUCCGGAAUUUCGUAAAGAUGCCGUGUAUGGAGAGAGUAGAUCGUACAUAGUCAGUACACUUAUAAACGAUUGGUAUUUCUUGACCGAACCAUCAGUAUUUAUCGACAAGUGUUUUCCGAAUGAUGACAGAUGGCAACUAUUAGCAAAGAAAAUCACCAAAGCUGAAUUUGAAUCACGUCCAUUUCUGCAACCUGCGUUUCACGCCUUAGGGCUUAAACUCGUGGAACAAAACCAUUCAUGUGUAGCUCACAUUCAUGGAAAAUAUGUUCUUCAAAUCCGAAUGCCCUUUGAAGCGCGAGACAGAUUAUGUUUUUCUUAUAACCUUUAUUUUCUGCGAGAUUUUGCGGAUGAAGGUGAAUAUGAUUAUCCGACUUUAGAGAGGUACACCCUUCAUUACUGUUUAAAUGACAUGGCUUUCUUUGAGGUUCGAUUCCCUCCGCUUUGUGUUGGGGAAUACAAACUCCAGAUUUAUUGCUGCAACAGUGAGGUUUGCCUCCCAUCAGACUGGAUCUGUGAUUUCAAAAUUGUUUGUGAGAAAGGCAUGAACGUCUGUGUACCGUUACCUGUGGUGCCUAAAAUAGGUUGGGGAAGGAAAACGGAGCUAGAAAAAUACAAGAUCGCCGCUGUUUCGCACACAGGAGGUUUGUACUCAUUGGACAAUGGUGAAGUGACGUUUCUUUUUAUUUUCCCGGAAGAGACAGAUGUUAGAGCAGAACUAGUGAAAAAUGGGCGUUCAAGAUCUGAAUUUGCGGAGAAUGUCAAAGUUGAGAAGAAUGGUGUCGAUGUUUGUAUAACUGUAGAACCUCCAUGUGAAGGUGAAUUUGCUUUACAGAUUUUCUGUCGGGAGCGAGGUGCCCAGAAUGAUGUGAAUGUUUGUAACUACCUGUUGGAAAGGACGUUUCCCAUUGAGUCAAAGUCACAAGAACAGGCGAGGAAACACCUCUUGUCUACUAUUUUAAGGACAUCUGUUACACUACAGGAAUUAACAGACGCCAUUGAAAAGUUUGUGAAUUCUGGAGCUAUAGAUCGGGGUGAAUUGGAGGCAGCUAGAAACAAAUUGAACAUGUUGAAGCAAAGAGAAGAGCUCUUGGAAGCCAUGGCACGUAGAAAUUUAGACAGACUGGAAAAAGUUUUGAAGGACAUUAGCGAUGCCAAGAUGGAGAAUGACAUAGGUUUAGAUAUCAUAUCUAAAGCUGAGGAACUGCUCGCUCACCUGAAGAGAUUGAUGCGAUUCCGGGCAGCUGUCCUGGAAAUGGAUUCAAAGACAAUCUCAGAACUCCGUAGUUACAACAAGCCGCCACUGGCUGUUCACGGAGUCAUGGUGGCUACCUAUGUUCUCCUGGGGGUCGAGGAAAAGGAAAUGAGGCACUGGGUCGGUGUUCAGAAUUUGAUUGGUAAAAGAGGCAGAGAGGGUUUAAAGAAGCGAGUGGAGACUUUUGACGGGAAGUCCGUAAGUCAGAAGAACUGGCACAGAGCCAAGGAAAUACUGAAGGACUACGAUCUCUUCACCGUACAGGACGCCAGUGCAGGGGCCGCCACUUUCUAUCAAUGGGCUAUAAAUAUGAUAACAGACAUCGAAGAACGGGACCACACUGCAAGCUAAAGGCGUGUCCAGCAGAUAAGAGUUUUCAGAGGGUUUUGUUUCAAAAUGUACCACAGAACUAAAUUCUUGUUUUCUGAUUAAUCUUUUAAACCGAGAAGAAAGUUGCAAAAUUAUUAUGAAUGUACUUUGAUUUUUCUGUUUAAUAUAUUAGUGAAUCUAAAAGAUAAACUUUAUUUACCUAGUAUGCUGAAAUUCGCAAAAUGAAGCUUAAUUUAUUUUAUA